UGCCGGAUGGGUAUAUUUCAUCCGUUCGGCACAUCCGGACCGUCCAACACAUUUUUGGACGGCCUUGACACUUUCUCUCUUCAAAUUUGAGCCGUCUAUAAACACAAUGGACGGUUCGGAUGCGCUGACCGGACACCGUGUGGUACCUACUCGCUCGGCACUGAAAAUUUGCUCCACUUUAAAACCCCUUGCUCACCUACUAACUGGGUCUGACGAAAACAAAUCCCCCAAAGCAUUUUUAAGAGAAGAGAAGUAGAGAGAGAAUCGUGUGAUGAAGGAGGGGCUAAAGACAACGGCGGGGGAGGACGGGGCACAGCUGCCGGAGAGUAAUGGCACAUUCGUGUCCACGGCGAGACCUGACCACUGCCAGAAAGCCCGCCGGAAACACGACGUCACGCUGGUGGUUAUGAGGGUUGCGUCCGUUUUGAGCUCAGUUGCUGCGGUCUGUCUCAUGGUGACGGCGAAGGAAGGCUCCACAAUGUCUAUCUUUGGGUUUAGCCUUCCCAUCUACUCCAACUGGUCUUACUCCGACUCCUUCGAGUAUCUGGUGGGAGUGUGUGCUGCUGUUGCAGCUCACUCAGUACUUCAACUGCUCAUUAGUACAUCGAGGCUGCUGAGGAAGUCUCCGGUGAUUCAUUCACGGAAACAUGCUUGGCUGAUUUUUGUCGGAGAUCAGGCAUUUGCAUAUGCCCUGAUGAGUGCUGGAUCAGCUGCCUCAGGUGUUACCAACCUCAACCGCACCGGAAUCAGACAUUCAGCUUUACCAAACUUCUGUAAGCCCUUGCGCAGCUUCUGCGACCGGGUCGCUGUUUCUAUUGCCUUCACUUUCGUCAGCUGCUUCUUGCUCGCUGCCUCCGCUGUGUUUGAUGUAAUCUGGCUAUCCAGUUACUGAAUUGCCUCGCAUCCCACACACUUUUCGUACCCCUCUAAGCAUAUAUCCAUGUUUUGGAUGUUCUCAGAAUCCUGUUUUUAUGCUAUAGUAUCCCUGUUCUAAGAAUAUAUGGUCUUUGUGUUUUUUGAUUAGUGGACUGUAUGAUGAGUCAAUUUAGCUAGCCUAUUGAAGUUUCUGCACUUUGUUCCUUAAA
Molecule: messenger RNA, 1085 nt
Organism: Rhododendron vialii
Lineage: Eukaryota; Viridiplantae; Streptophyta; Magnoliopsida; Ericales; Ericaceae
Product: CASP-like protein 3A1
Exons: 3
Coding region: 272-892 (206 amino acids)
Source: RefSeq, a predicted model, not a curated record